Molecule: messenger RNA, 618 nt
Organism: Purpureocillium lilacinum
Lineage: Eukaryota; Fungi; Ascomycota; Sordariomycetes; Hypocreales; Ophiocordycipitaceae
Product: cytochrome c oxidase subunit 4
Biological process (GO): mitochondrial electron transport, cytochrome c to oxygen
Cellular component (GO): mitochondrial envelope
Source: RefSeq, a predicted model, not a curated record
AUGCUUCUGCAACGCACCGUCAUCGCCGCGGCCCGCCGCGCCGCCGUCGCUCCCGCCGUCACCCGCAGCUUCGCGACCUCCCUCGUCCGCCGCGAGGCCGCCAAGUCUGGCCCUUCCACCCCCAACGCGCAGGCCGCCUCUCUCGCCGGCACUGCCCAGAAGAAGAUUGGCGAAUACAAGACGUUCAGCGAGGUCAAGGGCGAGGACGACCUCUUCGGCCCUGGCGCCGCCCCCGGCACCGUCCCCACCGAUCUCGAGCAGGCCACCGGUCUUGAGCGUCUGGAGAUUCUCGGCAAGAUGGAGGGCGUCGACAUCUUCGACAUGCGCCCCCUCGACGCCAGCCGCAAGGGCACCAUGGAGAACCCCAUUUCCGUCCGCUCUGCCGGCGAGGAGCAGUUUGCCGGCUGCACUGGCUACCCUGCCGACUCCCACGUCGUCAACUGGCUCGGCCUGACCCGCGAGCGCCCCAUUGAGCGAUGCCCCGAGUGCGGCAGCGUCUACAAGAUGGAGUACGUCGGCCCGCAGGACGACCACCACCACGACCACCACCACGGCCCCGAGAUCGAGGAGCCCAAGACGUUUGCCGACUACAUCAAGCCCGAGUACCGCUACCGAUAA